Molecule: messenger RNA, 465 nt
Organism: Grammomys surdaster
Lineage: Eukaryota; Metazoa; Chordata; Mammalia; Rodentia; Muridae
Gene: CUNH8orf89
Product: chromosome unknown C8orf89 homolog
Exons: 4
Coding region: 1-465 (154 amino acids)
Source: RefSeq, a predicted model, not a curated record
AUGUCAAUGCUAUCUCCCGAGAUCAAAUUUGAGGCUUCUAACGUCAGCAGAAGCUCCCUGGACAACUGCUUUCUGUUUGAGAGCAGUUGGCGGAAGGCAGUUUUGGAAACGCAGAAGAUGAGGAAAGCAUUUGGUCUAGAAGAGCCCAAGGAAUGUUCCAAAAUGCCGUAUUUACCAGAAUUGUCAAAGAGCUUAAGUUCAUCUCCGCUAGAGGCUCAUAAGCGCCUGCUGCAUACUGAGGCUGAGAUCCCUCCGAUCAGGAUAAAGAAGACCAAAGAGUCAUGCAGCAUGGCAGCACUUCAGGAGAAGUCGAAAGGCUCUGUCUUCAAUGACCCUUUCACAGGAGCUCCCUCUGACUUCUUACAGAGGCUUUCCAGAAUGGCCAUACUGGAGUAUGACACUAUUCGCCAGGAAACAAACAAGAAACUGAAGAGAGGCAAGAAACGAGAUCUUCGAGACUGCUAA